AUGUUUCUUAGAUUCUGUUCUGGACACUGCUUUCUGCUUUCCAUCAACAGGUGUGGGUUGGGAUGGGGAGAGGAGGUAGGGUUGGGUUGGGAGGGAUGUGCUGGGGUGUGUGUGAGAGGAGGUAGGGGUGUGAGUGUGUUGCGAGGGUUCGUUGGCAGGAGCAUCAACGACGCUCUACGCAACUCCAAGGGCUACCGCAACCCUGACUUCAUGCAGCAGGUGGGAAUGAGAUGGGUGGGUGGGGGAGAGGGGUGUGACUGUGUUGGGAGGACCAGGAGGGUUGUCACCGUUGCUCUACUCGACUCCAAGGGCAACUGCAACGGUCUGUUUGUCCCUCUAUCCACUUCCCAUUGGCCUUUGGCUCUCCCGUUUUCUCUCUUUCUCUCGCUACAGGUAGUGAAGCAUGAGGGUAUAGACGAACAUGGCUCCUGCUUUUCUAAGGACGUCUUUAAUCCCCAUGGCUUUGACCGUCUUGACUACUAUGACGCCCUUGUGGCGGAGCAGAGGAGGGAGAUGGAGCGUAAGGAGCAGGAGAGGAGGCAGAAGGGCGGGCAGAUAGAGUUUCAACGAGGGGGCACUGUGGAGCCCAACCCGUUCAAGAUGCUGCAGCUGCAGCAGCAGGCGGAGCAGGGGGGAUGGCACCUGGGCAACCAUUGGCAGCAGGAGCCGCAGCAGCAGGACACCGGUGCUGCUGGUGGUGCUAGCGGGGAUGGGUUGACAAGAGGCGGAAAGAGGAGCAAAUGGGAUAAGGUUGUGGCUGAUGCCCCACCAGCAGCAGCGGGAGGAGCAGUAGCAUCAACAGCUGGAUCCGCUGCUACUGGUGCUACUGGUGCUGCCGCUGCUGCUGCCGGUGCUGGUGGUGCCGGUGGCGUUGCUGGUGCUGGUGGUACUGGCAUGGGCAUAGGGCGAGGGGCGCACAUGGCAAUGGCAGCAGCGAGAACACAUGCAGCUGCCAUCACUGCCGUCGCUGCUGCUGCUGCCGCUGGUGGUGCCGCACCCACAGUGCUGGUUAGGGGAGGGGGGUUGGGUUAUGCUGCCAUGGGUGCUGCUGCCAUGGGGGGUGCGGGGCCCACAGGCGCACACAUGUCGUAUGAUAAGAGCGGGCACAGGCGUUGA
Molecule: messenger RNA, 1116 nt
Organism: Closterium sp. Naga37s-1
Lineage: Eukaryota; Viridiplantae; Streptophyta; Zygnematophyceae; Desmidiales; Closteriaceae
Source: the annotation of a GenBank genome assembly